Molecule: messenger RNA, 3812 nt
Organism: Mastomys coucha (southern multimammate mouse)
Lineage: Eukaryota; Metazoa; Chordata; Mammalia; Rodentia; Muridae
Gene: Sox21
Product: SRY-box transcription factor 21
Exons: 1
Coding region: 1426-2256 (276 amino acids)
Biological process (GO): anatomical structure morphogenesis; cell differentiation; regulation of DNA-templated transcription
Molecular function (GO): RNA polymerase II cis-regulatory region sequence-specific DNA binding; DNA-binding transcription factor activity, RNA polymerase II-specific
Source: RefSeq, a predicted model, not a curated record
ACACACUCACCCCCGGCCGCGGCUGGACAUGCACACCCAGCGCCCGCUGCCGGCGCCCACACUCGCAGGUGGCGACACUCACCUGAGCCGGGCUGCGGCCGCCUCGGGAGCGGCGGAGCGACAGCCUGGGCCCGGAAGGGGCCCAGAGCUGGGAAGGCAGGAGCGGCCCCAGAGCGGACCUGCGAUCUGAGGUGAUAGAUAGCACGCUUUCCUCCAUCCCCAUCCUCCGGGACCCGGAUCCCCGCACCCAGCCAGCCCGCGGCGCCCCGGAGCAGCAGGGAUCCAGGGGCUCGCGGGCGCGGCCCCCAGGCGGCCGCACGCUUCGAGGCGCGCUCACCGAGAGGGGCGCGGCUGAGCCCGGGCCGGAAACUUGGGCGAAGUUAGUUGCGAGUGCCUGGCUGCGGCGACCGGAGCGCGGAGGAGGCGCCCGGGCCUGGCCCGCCGCGCCGCACCGAGCCGCCCGCCCUCCACGUCUGCAGGGCUCCGGGAGCCCGACGCCUUCAGCGCGCCCGGGGAAGCUGCGAGCCGGCGGAGCAAGCAUGGAUCCGGGGACAGCCUGCAGCAGCGAGGCGGAGAACCCGGAGCGUCUCCACUGAGGCCCGGCCACCCAGCCUAGCUCACGACCUCAGCCCGCCUCCUUCCUCGCCUUUCCUGCGCCAGAGCCGGGGAGCGAGACCCUGGAGGCAGCUGCCGGGGGACAGCAGAGCUACGGGAUCCGGGGGUGCCAUCAGCGCGCCCUGACCCCAACCCCGAAGACCGGCCUCCGCUGCGGUGUUGGUGUCGCUCUCGGUCGCCGCGCUCUGCGCGCCCCGACCCUCCCCCUCCUCCUCCUCCUCUCCGCGGCCACCCCUCCCCCACUCCCAUCUGCUUCUGUCAAAUGAGAAAGUCACCGGGGAGAACCCAAACACUCCAGCCGCCGAGAGCCCCCUUUGGCACUCGGCUGCACGCGGCGGCGGGCUCCUCGGCUCAACUUGGUGGAAUCCUCCGUCGCCUAACUUUCGGGGCGGCUUGGCACUGAAGGCGCUGAAGACAGAGAGGGGAGAGCGGACCCAGGCAGUGGCCACCUGCAGGGAGUUGGCGAGCCAAAGCAACGGGACCGGGACCGAAGGACAGAAAAGCAGAGGGCAAAGUGCCACCGCGGAGUGGGGACACCUAGGAGAACUUCCAGGGUCCCGGAGAGGAUUUUUUCUCUUCGAGCUCGGCCGGACAGACCCAAGCGGCCCGGGACGCAGCGCCCCGACCCUGGGCUGGUGGCCUGGUCCCCUCUUCCCGCGCGGGAGCGACGCGGGGACCCACAGCCGCCCGCCGAGCCGGUCCCCGCUGGCAGCCAACAUUGAUUUCCUCCGGGCGGAGGCCGAGGGCCCGGGUGGCGGCGGCGGCGGCGGCGGCGGCGGCGGUGGGCUGCAGCCGCGGCACGGCGACAGCAUGUCCAAGCCGGUGGACCACGUCAAGCGGCCCAUGAACGCCUUCAUGGUGUGGUCGCGGGCUCAGCGGCGCAAGAUGGCCCAGGAGAACCCGAAGAUGCACAACUCGGAGAUCAGCAAGCGCCUGGGCGCCGAGUGGAAGCUGCUCACCGAGUCGGAGAAGCGGCCGUUCAUCGACGAGGCGAAGCGCCUGCGGGCCAUGCACAUGAAGGAGCAUCCCGACUACAAGUACCGGCCGCGGCGCAAGCCCAAGACGCUGCUCAAGAAGGACAAGUUCGCCUUCCCGGUGCCCUACGGGCUGGGCGGCGUGGCGGACGCCGAGCACCCGGCGCUCAAGGCGGGGGCCGGGCUGCACGCGGGCGCGGCGGGCGGCCUGGUCCCCGAGUCCCUGCUCGCCAACCCCGAGAAGGCGGCCGCCGCCGCCGCCGCCGCCGCCGCGCGCGUCUUCUUCCCGCAGUCCGCCGCCGCCGCCGCCGCGGCCGCCGCCGCCGCCGCCGCGGGCAGCCCCUACUCCCUGCUCGACCUGGGCUCCAAGAUGGCAGAGAUCUCGUCGUCGUCGUCCGGCCUGCCGUACGCCUCGUCGCUGGGCUACCCCGCGGCGGGCGCGGGCGCCUUCCACGGGGCGGCGGCGGCGGCUGCAGCGGCGGCGGCGGCCGCCGGGGGGCACACGCACUCGCACCCCAGCCCGGGCAACCCCGGCUACAUGAUCCCGUGCAACUGCAGCGCGUGGCCCAGCCCGGGGCUGCAGCCGCCGCUCGCCUACAUCCUGCUGCCGGGCAUGGGCAAGCCUCAGCUGGACCCCUACCCCGCGGCCUACGCCGCCGCGCUAUGACCCCGCGGGGACCCGAGCGCGCGCGUGUACAUAUGUAUAGGCACGGGACGCGGCCUUCCGGGCGGCCGGGGGCCCCGCGGGGAUGUACAUAGGCGUCUAGGUGGCAGGCAGAGGCGGAGAUGCCAGUCGGGGCUCGAAAGGCCGAGCGUGGCAGGGCGCGGGCGAGAGCGCGCGUGGAUUCCCCGGGAGCCUUCCCCAGCCGCCCUUCUGCAGCCCACCCGAAAGCGAGCGAGCGGUUGUUAGCGCCAGCGGUGGCUUUCGGCUUUGCACUUCGGAACCUGUUGCGUUUUGACCCACCGAGGUGGGGAGUGGGGGUGGGGGGGAGAAACUUUAUGACCAUGUUGGGCUUUCCAGUUUUGUUGGUUAGAUUUUUGCUUUGGGCGUCUCGUCCUUCCUCCCCCACCCCGCCCCCGGUCCCACUUGGUCCGUGUUGCGUGCGCUCGGUUCUGAUGUUGGGUCUGAAAGACCUGGCCGAGGGGGGAGAGCCCACCGUUAGCUUCUUUGAGUCGAGUGACUCUGGGCAGCCUUACUCUGUACUGUUGAAAUUCUGCAGACCUCUGCAGAAGCCACCCCGGAUCUAUUCUUGACCAGUGAGUGACCAGCUCGAAUCCGGCCUUUUGUAGGGGAGAUGAUCGCCCUUUUGUUUCAUCCCGUGUGCAAGUCAAAGCAAGAGCUUUUUUUUUUUUUCUUCCCCAAGAACAAGAAAUGCAAAGAAAUGCGUGUGAGGUGGAAGUUGUUGGUUCGAUAUUCUACCCCUGAAAUAUAUCUACUUUCUGAGUCCGCUGGCUUGGACUCGUGACGCAGUUUACGAACGUGUGGAAAGUACACACACUAUUUCCCCUCAAAGCUGGGCUCACCUUAAGAUUGUAAAUGUGUGUAUGCCAGUGAAAACAUUGAGUCUUGGGAAAUGUGUUAUUUUCUUUGCCCUAAAUUUGAGUCGGUUUUAGACUCAAUACAUGCUGAGCAAAUGUCAAAGUUAACUUUUAAGAAUUGCGGAACUUUCAGAAUCGCAAUUUUAUCUACUAUUAAAUCAGACUUUUUUGUCUGGUCGUAAUUAUAUAUUUAUUACUUAGCAAAACUGGAAAAAACAGAAAGAAAGCACAGAAUUGUUUUUGAAAGCUGCCUCUCGCCAGCUAGUAUUCCUCUCCCACGCUGAAGUGUUUUGAUGUGUUUUUCAGAGCUCCUUUCCCAUUUAGCUUAUUUUCUAGACCGCCUGCAAUUCACUUGCAAAUUAUGAUAAAACUCAUUUUAGAAAAAAAAAAAACCUUCCUCAAAUUAUAGCUUUUUGUUCCUUUUUAAAUGUAUAUAUUUUGACUAAUGUUUGUGAAUGAAGUUGCUAACAUGUAUUUAGUUUCAUUUUGGCUUUAUGUAAGAUAAAGUUUUAAAAGUUUAAAUAUUGGUUUUAACUUUUAUGUGUAAAUGGUUUUCUUGUGCGAUCUUCUAAUUUAAUAUUAGAUGCGUCUAAGCUAUAUCUGUAAAUUAGAACCUACUAUCACUCUGUUCAUUUUUUUUGAACAAAGAGUUUAAAUAAAGCCUGAACCAGGGAAAAGAGAAAA